Messenger RNA from Penicillium cinerascens, 2862 nucleotides. It is a transcript of the gene xlnR, whose product is annotated as putative C6 transcription factor. The transcript is spliced from 3 exons. Gene Ontology annotation, biological process: regulation of DNA-templated transcription; DNA-templated transcription. The record is from RefSeq and is a predicted model, not a curated record. Gene Ontology annotation, molecular function: DNA-binding transcription factor activity, RNA polymerase II-specific; DNA binding; zinc ion binding. NCBI's taxonomy places the organism in Eukaryota, Fungi, Ascomycota, Eurotiomycetes, Eurotiales, Aspergillaceae. The coding region runs from base 1 to 2862 and encodes 953 amino acids.
AUGUCGACAGGCUCCCUCCAAUCUUUCGCUAAUUCCUAUUCGCCUUUCUCGUCGCGGUCGCAAUCCAAUCGAAUGUCCCAGUCUCAGACCCCCGGUCUGGAUACGCUCGCCGAGGGGUCGCAGUAUGCGCUGGAGCAACUGCACCUGGCUCGGCAAGCUGGCGCGACGUCCAAUCCCCCGACCGAUCCCAACGGCAAACCCAUCACUGACCCCGAGCCGUUACGAUCACAAACUCACCAGCUCUACAACGAUCAAAAAUUCCCGGCCGACGGUGGAAAGAACUCUAAGCAACAGCGCGACCCUUUAGCCGAAGCGCGCUCGGCCAUUCGAAAAGACUUUUCUGCCACUCCAGUGCGUCGAAGAAUUAGCCGAGCUUGCGAUCAGUGCAACCAGUUGCGUACGAAAUGCGAUGGGCAACAUCCCUGUGCGCAUUGCGUCGAAUUUGGGCUUGGCUGUGAGUAUGCCCGGCAGCGCAAGAAACGCGGGAAGGCCUCGAAAAAAGACCUGGCGGCGGUAGCCGCUACCAGCUCCGGUAGCGACAAAGGUGUCAACGACAGUGCAUCUCCAAUUGGGCAAACAUCGCAUGAAGCCAACGGUUCCUAUGAUCCGACCUUCGAUGCUGCUCGUACAUUGGCCGAUUCCGCCCAACCCCAUUUACGCAAUGCAAGUGUUGUCAGCAUGCAGCAAAACACGAAUCCACCGCCAGUUCAUUCUCAACAAGCAAUUGGCUCCAGUAUGGACGGCAUGUCGAUGCACUACGGAAACGUGCCAGACUCGAACCGGGCCUCGAUAUCUAUCCCCGACCUUCGCUCCCUUAACAUGAUGCAUCAUGGGAAUGGCAAUCCGCGGUCUCCAUCUGCAAUGCUUCAAUCCCAAGGAUUCGGGUCGGGGUAUAGUGAUAAUACAUAUCCGUUGAUGAACCAGCAGGAGGCAAACUCAGCUUCGAUGAACCAAUUUCGCCUUGGUGGCUCUGGGGAAAACCCUUCCGCGUCAUUUUUGGGAUUCUCCCCUUCAGCCCAGUCGCCCAGCUGGCUCCCUCUUCCACCCCCCUCACCUGCGAACUUUCCAUCUUUCAGCAUGGCUCCCUUUUCCAGCUCUUUACGAUACCCCGUCUUGCAACCAGUCCUUCCCCAUAUCGGCUCUAUAAUCCCCCAGUCUCUUGCCUGCGAUCUCUUGGACGUCUACUUUACCAGCUCUUCUUCGUCACAUAUAUCACCCUUGUCGCCAUAUGUUGUCGGAUUUGUCUUCCGCAAGCAAUCAUUCCUCCAUCCAACGAAGCCAAGACAAUGCAGCCCCGGCCUUUUGGCUAGCAUGCUCUGGGUAGCGGCACAGACGAGCGAGGCUGCCUUCCUGACAUCGCCCCCAUCAGCACGAGGACGGGUAUGUCAAAAGCUCCUUGAGCUAUCGAUCGGGCUGCUUCGACCCCUUAUACACGGCCCAGCCUCUGGAGAAGCCUCACCCAAUUACGCCGCAAACAUGGUCAUCAACGGGGUAGCCCUUGGAGGAUUCGGUGUCUCAAUGGAUCAACUAGGGGCGCAAAGCAGCGCAACGGGGGCUGUCGAUGAUGUCGCUACCUAUGUUCAUCUGGCAACCGUCGUCUCGGCCAGUGAAUACAAGGGAGCUAGUAUGCGCUGGUGGACCGCAGCGUGGUCACUCGCACGAGAGCUCAAACUCGGCCGUGAGUUGCCAUCCAACGGCACAAACCGCCAAGAUGGCGAGUUAGAAGGCGAGUCGGAAUUAGGCCUGAAUGGAAACAAGAGACAAGCAGCAUCGCUUCUCAAUCCGAUGGGCAAUGGCCCUGGAAACUCCGCAGUGGACCUAACGGAGGAGGAGCGAGAGGAGCGUCGACGCAUUUGGUGGCUUCUAUAUGCUAUGGAUCGGCAUUUGGCGCUCUGCUAUAACCGCCCAUUGACACUUUUGGAUAAGGAAUGUGAAAGCCUAUUGCAGCCGAUGAACGACGAUCUCUGGCAGGUGGGCGAUUUCUCAGCCGUUGGCUACCGACGCGCUGGCCCAGCUUUCGAAUGCACCAGCCAUAGCAUGUUUGGCUAUUUCUUGCCGCUUAUGGCAAUCCUCGGAGAAAUCGUGGAUCUACAACAUGCCCGAAAUCAUCCAAGAUUUGGCCUUCAUUUCCGCAACAGUGGAGAAUGGGAGAUUCAAGCUAUGGAGAUCACGCGCCAGCUAGAUGUCUAUGCGCAGAGCCUGAAGGAGUUCGAGACUCGCUACACCAGCUCCCUGUCACUUGGAAAUGGUGACAAUGACACUACGAUGGAUGGAGCCCCUCAUCUCAACCAUGUCAGCCCGUCCGGGCGCUCUAGUAGCACCGUCAAUUCCCACACCAGUGAAAACAUCGUACAUACAAAGAUGGUCGUCGCCUAUGGCACCCACAUCAUGCACGUUCUCCACAUCCUACUUGCUGGAAAAUGGGACCCGAUCAAUCUAUUGGACGAUAAUGACCUCUGGAUAUCGUCCGAGUCUUUCAUUACAGCAAUGGGUCAUGCCGUCAGUGCCGCUGAGGCAGCUUCCGAUAUCCUCGAGUUUGACCCGGACCUGAGUUUCAUGCCAUUUUUCUUUGGAAUCUACCUUUUGCAAGGCAGUUUCUUGCUGCUUUUGACGGCGGACAAGUUGCAAGGGGAUGCCAGUCCGAAUGUUGUCAGAGCUUGUGAGACGAUUGUGCGGGCGCACGAGGUUUGUGUCGUGACCCUCAAUACGGAGUACCAGAGAACAUUCCGGAAGGUGAUGCGGUCGGCUCUCGCUCAAGUCCGUGGCCGUGUCCCCGAAGACUUCGGCGAGCAGCAGCAACGCAGACGUGAGGUGCUCGCCCUGUACCGUUGGAGUGGCGAUGGCAGUGGCCUGGCUCUUUGA